Molecule: messenger RNA, 6766 nt
Organism: Zeugodacus cucurbitae (melon fly)
Lineage: Eukaryota; Metazoa; Arthropoda; Insecta; Diptera; Tephritidae
Exons: 9
Coding region: 2979-6644 (1221 amino acids)
Biological process (GO): regulation of neuron differentiation; positive regulation of transcription by RNA polymerase II
Cellular component (GO): nucleus
Molecular function (GO): RNA polymerase II transcription regulatory region sequence-specific DNA binding; DNA-binding transcription factor activity, RNA polymerase II-specific
Source: RefSeq, a predicted model, not a curated record
GAUUACAAUUUCAGCAAAAAACUGUUCGCCAAACAUUUGCAUUUAUAUGAGUUAAAUACAGGUGGCAACACUAUGCGAUCGCACUACGCUCAAGCUCAACUCUACAGGUGCCUAAGCUUGUACGUGCGAACCAAAUGGUACAUGAGUGUAUGUAGACUUGGCGCUGCGAUCGGGUGUACAAUACAAUUUAGCAAUUUCAAUGUUCAAUGUUCGAAUAACAAAAGCGUAGAGUGGUAGAAUGGUUGAAUCACCAAAAAAACAUUUGUUAAAUGUCGCCUCUUUGCUUGUGUUACAAAAUGUAGAUACAAGUGCGCCGCGGUGUCUUAAACGUAACGGUAAUGUGAUUUAAACAAAUCGAUACACACGCACAUAUAACCGAUAGAAGUGAUAGCAGUGAUUUCAUCGCAAAAUAUGUUUGAAAUAUGAUGAGAGACAAAUACUAUUCAUUCUCUGCAGUGUCGAGUAGUGCAUAAAGUUGUUAAGAAAUUAAUGUUGCAACUCUUCAUAACAAAUUUAUAUAAAAUUCAUAAAAGCAAAAGUUAGUAUUUAACUCCCAGCGAUUUAACGAAGGUUAAAGAUUAUGGUAAUUCGUGUUAGGAAAGUUCAACUGUAUAUUGUUUUAACUUAGCAUCCAACAGUUGUUCGCAUGCGCCUCUAUUUAUUGGCAGCUGGCUGGCCAUUUAGAACAGGCACACAUUUCUUACGCACGCAUUUCUUCAUUUUUCAAAUAAAUUUACUUAAAAUGAAGUAAGGUAGGAACAUACAAGUAAAAAAAGGAUCAUAUGGUUAAUGGGAUUUUUUUCACAGAUCAUCUGUUCGAUAUUCUUCAAAACAAAUUUAGUUAUUGUUAUUAAAAUAACACACAAUUCGACACAUAUAUUUGGCACAAAGUCCACUAGAAUAAUUACUAUACAUAGUAUAUAGGGGCUGGGAUAAUGCCUAGACCGUUUUUACUCAUAAGAUAUAGCACAUAUUAACCGAUAUUUAAGCAUAAAGUCCACUUAUAAUUUUUAAUUAUAAUGAAUACUGCAUACUUAGGCUUUUUCUAAAUUUCGCUAUUCCACGCCCACUUUUUCCCUCGACAUGGUAUUUAACCAAGAAUUUCUUUAAAUCACAUGAAGAAAGUUUCUUAAAGCGGUAAAUUUUUGAACGUGAGUAGAAAGAAAGAAGAAAGGGUCCUCUUUAUACACGUUUUAAUUAUUCAAAUAUGAGUGCUUUAUUUUUUCACUUUUAUAUUUGGUUCACGGUUUACGAAAUAUAUAAUAGUUCUCACAACAAUAGUACGGUUCUACCAUCCACCAUUUUUUUUCAAACAAUAUAUGGUAAAACCCUUUCUUAUGGCAAGUAGAAACAAAAUUUUAUGUAUCUACGCUGUUUGUUAAAAAAUCUAUAUUCGGCAAGUGGUUUUACUAACUGUAUUAAGUACGCUUAAUGCUAAUAAAAUGUUUACAUAUUAACAGAUAAACCAGAUAGAAAGUCAAACGAAAGUGCGGAAAUCAUUACAUUAUCUAUAUGUUAGGUAUGGAGCUAGAGAAAUAAUAAAUAUGCCGCAUUUAGAGGUUUCGAAAACUGUGUAAAACUUUGAAUCUAAUCGGUUCAGCCAUUUCCGAAAAUCCAGAAAUCUGGGUCAGCGACUUUCAAAACACAGUUUUGAGGAAAAAAGGCGCCAUCUGGCCUACUACUUGCAAAUGCGCAAACAUUACCGUCGGAUUUAAAUUUUCAUCGUGUCUACUUGAAUACAUGCACAUUAAGAAAAUGAAAUAAAAAAAUCGAUUUUUUGAAAAUUCUAACUAGAUGUAACCGCUUAAAACACUGCACAUUUAAAAAGCUGAAUAAGUACUAGUGGCAUAACAUAAUUCCCAAUAAGUAAAUAAAGCCUAAAAAGCAUUUCACUUUGGCGUAAACCGGAAACGUAUAACAUUAAGCCAACUUACUUAAUAACUUAUGUUCACAUGCAGUACAAAUGCGAGUACAAAUUGUUAUUACGAUCGUAUUAUUUCCUGUCCGACCCACUUCCUUUCGGGCCCGUACAGUUUUGUAGGUUCUACGAAUAUUUGCUACGUAAUGUAAAAAUUUCAGCGGAAAACAACAUUUUCGCAUAUGUAUAUACAUAUGUACAUAUUUACAGAUGCAGCACAAUUCAUGGAAUGCCAUCAUCGAUAUUGACAAUGUAAUAUUUGUGUGCACCCAAUUGUUUGGUGAUUUUCAAAGUAUAAAAUAAAUACGCUGGAGCGCUAUAGGCUAUUGACGAUGUCUUUGACACCACUCAUAUUUUUAACACAACUGGUUUUAAGCUUGUCCUUUAUAGAGAGUUUCUUUCCUUUAUUUCCGGACUGAAACAUUAUUAUUAUUUUUUUUUUUUAAUUUUUAAAUAUAAUUUCUCUAACAUUUUGAGCGAACAGAGACUUUUUUUAUGGGGUAUACACAAAGCGAUUUAUCGUAACCCAAUUUUCUAACCUUAUAAGUGGGAAAAUCUCUUAUUCUUAUGUAAGAUACAAUAGUAACCAAACUUCUUGUAAUAAUAGAGCCGAAAUAAUCAACCAGAUCUUUAUAAGUUGUUGUACAAAAACCGAACACCUAAGCGACUAAAACCGCUGUAAUACUAUUUUUUGAUAUAUGAGAGGUACACACUUUCACUGCAGAGGGUCUGCCACGAAUUGUUUAAAACAGUUUGUUUGAUACAUGUAUGUUAGUCGUGUGUUCGAUUUGUCACUCGGUAAUUGUGGAUUCUAAUAUUAUACAAUUAAGUGACACACUUAAUUUGUGAAAUUAGCUAAGGAAUCGAUUAUAAUAUACAUAAACAUACAGUAAUAUAUGAGCUUGCAAUUAAUAAAAUAAGAAUAUAGACUGCAAAAAGUAUACAUUAUUUAAGUGUGAACUAACGAUUGUUAUUGGCGCAACAUAGAGAGCAGCAUCGUUGGCGAUGGCGUUUCAAUAACAGAAAUAGCGAAAGGCGGAGUUGCAGUAACAGUUUUAGCAUGGCUGACAAUAAAUUCAAUUCUGCCAAUGAAGUUGAUAAUUUCAGUACAUUUACUGAGACAAAUAAAAGUCAAAAGUGUGAGGAGAGUGAAGAGAGUGAUAGCAAUUUAACGCAAUGUUUAGACAAUAAUACCAACGGCACGAUAAAUGGCGAUUAUUAUCAUAAUACGUCAGUAGAUGAAGGAGCUCUCAAGAACACACGCAAAAAUCCCAACGAGUUGAUGGCAGAAAAACACACCGAUCUUCAACAAACCUCUAGUCGACGGAAUCAAUCUGACUUAUACGGUCCGACGAUAGUGAAAUGUAAUUCAUACCGUGAUUGCAAGACCGACACUUGCCGCUCAACAGCGGAAACGCGUGCUCACUUUCAUUGCGUCGCGGCUGCUUGUCGCACAGCGUUAUUUAGUCGUAGAGCAGUACUAAAGCAUCUCCAAGGCCAUCUGCAUCAUUCAACGUUACAGUGCACCAGCAGCAACAGAAGAAGUGUAUCGUCGCGUUUCGGGGAUGAAGUAAACGCUAAAACUGCUGGCUCGUCAGCGCCGUCAUUGCUGAGCAGGCGUAAUGCAACAUUGGCAUCAACUACAAAACCUGCGCCGCGCUUAGACGGCGGAGUCGCCAUCCAUGCAGCAAUCGCAUAUAUGGACUCGAGGCCAGCUAAUACCAACAGCGACGGGGAUGAUGUAGAUCAACGCAAAUAUGCCAGUGCUAAGAUGCGGCAUUUCAGCAAAGAAUCCAAUAAAAACAACUGCGAUUCCGACUUUCUCAACAGUAAAUAUUUAGCGUUCAAUCUAAGUGACUUAAGCCAAAAAAGAUUGGACAUAGCUGCCUCGCCACCAUUUACACAAAUCGCGGCUGAUGAUAGAGCAACAGUGCUGAAGAGAGAAUCUACACACAGCGAGGGUAGACUUUUGUUGCAACCAAAACAGGAUCAACACAAUCUAUAUCUCCAUUAUAGUAUGUUAGCAGCGAAUGUGUUAUGCACUACGUCUACAACGACCAGCGAAACAUGUAGCCUGACUCCGUCCAAAACAAAACCAAGCACUAUAGUUAAUUCGGAAAGGUUUAACAGGCGCCAUGUACAACAACAUGACCCUCAGCCUACUAAUGUGAAUAUAACUGAAUAUCCAAAAAGAGAGGAAGCAGAUAGAAACCACAUUGAAAGCACCGCAUUUGAGGAAAGCUACGAAGCUACGUUUCUGCAGAAGGAGAAUCAUUGCAAAGUCACGGAACUGAGUGAUACAGACUCCACUAUACCUUCGACGACAGCGAUGGGCGUCAGUAGUCCUAUACAAAUUACUUCCAUAGAUGGGUUUUUCAAUCGCAAACGUGGAAGGCCGCCCAAAAAUCGCUUCGUAGAGGUGUACAAAAAUACACAUCAAACGCCGCAAGCUGUUUUCACAAGCUUCAAGCUGGAGAAGAAUGCAGCGACCUCCGACUCUCACGCUACGGUGAAUGAAAAAGCUUUGGAUUACGACUAUGCGCAUCGUAACCGCGAUAGUACACUGCUGCCAACACCUGCAACAGUUAGGCCACAUUUUACGCUUAUUCCACAAUUACCUAUGUAUGCCAAUGACAGCGGCAGCGAGGUAAAAUUUAAGUCGGAAAUAUAUUUUCAGCCGAGGCCACAACGCUCUCCGCCAAUAAUAACAGAUGUUGAUGACUUUGUCCAUUUAAAUCCUGAUGAGGUCGUCGACUUAAAGCGUGCAGAUCGUGAAACCAUGCGCGAUUUCAUGCAAAAAAUGGAGACUCAAGUUGCUUUGGCAGCACAAAAGCAUUCUGCGGAGGCAGCGGCAACGGAUAUUGCAGCAAAGCUUAUGAAGCGAGAUAUGGAAAUAUUAAAGGAACAGCGGGAGCAUAGCAGUAAUUUAGUAUUGAAUACUCGGGAUCUAGAACAUAGAGGAGGCGAUGUACACAUACACCCCGCCAGUCCGCAGCAAACGUGCGUACAACAAUUGAGGGACCGGGAUUCCGUAAGCUUAACAAGCAAUAGUGACAACCCACUGGAUUAUGGAGGCACGAAAUCAAAUUCGCUCAAAAAAGUUUCGGUUGUGCGCGCUGUGGGGACAUUUUUUCCAGACUGCAAGGAAAUGGCCAGUAAUGCGAGCAAUAACUUGCAUAGUGAGACUGCUUUUGGCCGUGUAACAACAAAACCGGUGAUGUGGAGUGCGCGUGGCACCAAAGCAAGUUUCAAGCGCAAACGCGUACAAGAUUACAACAAACACGUACGCUACGAGACCUUUAGGAAAUCCAUAGAUGGUAAUGAAUUUGGUGUGCCUGAAGAUUUGAGUACACGCAUCAAGAAAGAAAUACCGAUUUCAAGCAACUGCAGCCGGGCAAAGGAUUUUAGUGGUAUUUUGAAGAACAUGGGUGAUGAAACCACAAUAGCAAAUAAAGCAAAAACAGCAGAAAAAAAGUCAACGAUUUUGGAGAAUGAGCUUGAUUUGCAGAAUAAAGUGGCAAUAGGUUUGCACCUGAAACAAUUGCUCAAUCUACACCAGGUGCAGAACCAGCAAAAUGUUCUGCAACAAAAUCAACCUUCAACCGCCAUUAACAGCAUAUCAGUCGAUAAUAACAUUUUGCGUUAUUUGUCCAUUUUGUGGGCUGCGUCAAACAAUGUACAACCACAGGCGUCAUUGUUAGUGCAACCAAUAACUACGGUACCUUCAGCUAUUGGCCGACUGCAGCAAGUUUCCGCAGACUUCGAGACCGUAACACUCGCUAAACCAGACACACCUACAACAACGCGCACUGCAGCCUUAACUGCCGCCGCAGUCACCCACCGGAAUUUGCUCGAUAUAAUGGCACUUUGCCAGGGUAACCGCAACAACUGUAGUAGGACAAACACAACUGCCGCAAAUUCAGUACCAACCACGCGCUCUAGCGAAGACAGUGCCUUAUUCACUACAGCGUUACGUAAAAAAUAUAAUAUGAAUAUGCCCACCGGCUAUCUAAAGUUCCGCUUUAACGAGGAUUGCGGCUUUGAAAACUGCGGUUAUCGUCAGCGACAGUCGCACUUUCAUUGCGAUCGUGUCGAUUGUCACUACAGCUUCUGUGACAAGACACGUUUCGUGCAGCACACGGCACGUCACGAGCGCCUGGACACUCUAAUGGGCGCAGACUUUCAGCAAUAUCGCAGUAAUCUGCAGUGUGGUUUUACUAACUGUGUCUACCAAUUGCACGAAGAGUCGGCCAACACCAAGAAGUCAUCACAUUUCCAUUGCUUGAAGUGUCCAUUCACAUGCACUGACACCAAUAAAGUAGUGUCACAUCGACGACUGCAUAAUAAAAUGGAUUACAUACGAUCGGUGGGUUUCUGCAAAGUGCUCAACACCGAGAACUGUGCCCAGCGUUACGCAGCUUUAGCGCCUGAUGCUGAUCACGCAAGAACUGUUGGUGGAGUGGUGUUUGAGAGUUUGAAAGAUACAACCUUGGCGAUGGCAAGUAGCUGCAUAUACAACAAGAAAUUGACGCAUUUCCAUUGUCUUUUGUGUGGUUGUGGCGUGGCGUCGCGCUCCCAACUGUCGGCGCAUAGGCAGAAAUCGUGUAACACUGUAUACAAAAACGCGAAUACGACAGCAACCUCAACCUCAGUAGUAGCAACGGAAACUAGAUCAGCUGCAGCAGUCUCCACUGAUACAACAACCACUACAAGACACCCUAGUUAAAAACGUAUGAAGUGAUAUUUAUACUCACCGAAGCCACCGAUGUAUACAAAUUAUAUUUUAACCAGAGUUCGCAUUGUAUCAUAUAUAAUAUUAAUUUUUUAAAUACAAAGUAGCAAGAUUAA